GGCUCAAAGCUGCUACAAAUAAACAAAAAUAUGAGAAAAUCGGUGAAAAAAAACAAACAACUCCAAUUAAAGAAUUAUGUGAAGGAUUUCCAGAGGAAUUUGGAAUUUAUUUAAAUUACGUUCGUAAACUUGGAUUUGAAGAAAAUCCUGAUUACGAUUUUUUGAGAGAACUUUUUACAAAAGUAUUAAAAAAUCUCAGUGAAGUUGAAGAUGGUGUUUACGAUUGGAAUUUAUUAAAUGGUGGAAGGGGCUGGGAGGCAAGCAUUCGGAAAGAUGAUAACACACUCAAUCCUGACACUAACCCUCACAUAACACUUCACGGUGGUUCCUCUCAGCAAUAUAGUACAACAGGUGCAAUUCAUCAACCCUCCCAUCAUCAAUAUCAUACCGAUCCACGCAAUCAUAAUCAUCGAUCCUCGCUUAAUCGUGGAUCAUCAGUGAACCGUAAUAAUCAACAACAAACACAACCUUCACCUGCUCUAAUCCAUUCAUCAAACACAAAACCACAACGAGCUGGUGGUAAACCACAAAAACAUACCGGCGGUGUUGCGGUCAUGAAUUCCGGAAUGGAUGAUAUAAAUGCAUAUUCUGGCCGACCUGUAAUGAACGGUGGAAAUGGCGGUAUAAAUAAUUCAUCGGGUGUUCAAGGAAACAAUCCGGCAGAUUCAAAUUCCCAUAGAAGAAAAGGAUUUUUACAAAAAUUGAUUGGAGUUAUUACAUGUAGUAUGUGUAGCUAA
This is a messenger RNA of Entrophospora sp. SA101, 737 nucleotides long. NCBI's taxonomy places the organism in Eukaryota, Fungi, Glomeromycota, Glomeromycetes, Entrophosporales, Entrophosporaceae. The record is from the annotation of a GenBank genome assembly.